AUGAGAGUCACUGGCUUCCUUGCUGCGCUGAUGGUGGUGAGAACUCUGUCUGUCCAGGCUAAGAAACAUACGAAGCUUUAUUCAUUCGAACCAGACGAAGCUCUGGACAUCUGGAAUGACGGGCUCCCCACGCUCUAUACCUUCAAUGAGACCCACCUGGCCAACCUUGGUGGCUCAUGGUGGACGAGCUCCUUCAUCACCGGCACUGAAAGGGAACAGUCCCUCGUGAUCUCCCACAUCCUGGACAUUUCCGUGUGUGCGUACUUCCGUGCCUCCAUCCUAGGCAUCAACACCCCCGGCUACAAGCAAUUCCUCGUCCGGGGCUCAAGCAUGAUGCACAACAGCAUGAGACUUGAUCUCCAAGUCGGCAACAACCCGAUCCAGAGCGUCUCGGAGGACGACAUCUCCCAGAUGCGAGCCUACAGUAUCAACCCGAACUUCACCUUCGAUCUCAUCUUCAACGCCACUUUCCCAAUCUUGCCCAACGCGGGCGCCGGCGCAUUCAUUUUCGGGGCGGGCACAAGCAGCGAGUGGGCUCUCCCGCGGUGCAAGACCGAGGGCACACUCACCGGCAGCGACGGGAAGAAAGUGACCAUUGACCCCGACAACUCCUUCACCUGGUACGAUCGUCAAUACGGCACUGGCACCCCGCCCACGGGCAACUGGACAUGGUUCGAGUUUCACGUGCCCGGCCUCGAGUCCAAACUGAGCAUCUGGGCCAUCGACAACCCGGACACCAACCAGACCUCGCGCCUCGCCAACAUCCACGGCGCCGACGAUAAUAGUCAAGAUCUUCUUGCCGAGUUUUAUCCUAAAGAUCAGCGGUUUGGUUCGUUGGACAUCUCAAGCGUCCUGGCUGAUCAGGAGAUCGUCGGCACCAGUGCUCUAGAAACUGCCUAUGAAGGAUUCGUGGCGGUGAUUAGCAAGAUUCACGCCAAGCAUGUCCAGGGAUACGGGCUCGUUGCGAUCGUGUAUGGCUCGUGGGAUUAA
Messenger RNA from Aspergillus homomorphus CBS 101889, 990 nucleotides. Its product is annotated as kievitone hydratase. Bases 1 to 990 code for a protein of 329 amino acids. The record is from RefSeq and is a predicted model, not a curated record. NCBI's taxonomy places the organism in Eukaryota, Fungi, Ascomycota, Eurotiomycetes, Eurotiales, Aspergillaceae. The transcript is spliced from 3 exons.